Molecule: messenger RNA, 702 nt
Organism: Neurospora tetraspora
Lineage: Eukaryota; Fungi; Ascomycota; Sordariomycetes; Sordariales; Sordariaceae
Exons: 2
Coding region: 1-702 (233 amino acids)
Source: RefSeq, a predicted model, not a curated record
AUGUCUUCGCCGAGCACUAACAGUCCAUCCUAUCAGGUAUCAUCAACUCCUUUCCAAACAGCCCUCUUUCCCCUCUCCUUUACCACCCACUCCACCAUCCAUUCCACUACCAACCCUCCCUCCUCAACAUCCUACACACACUUCUUCCCAGCCUCGCACCGUAACAUCCGCCCUCAUGAAGCAAUCGACGACCUCGAAUCGCUUUACAAAGGCCCUUCGCCCUCUUUUAUCGCCCGCGAAUUCGACCUCUCCCGGCUACACUCCAUUCGCCAUCUGCUCUGGCUAGCCGGGCGUCCGGUACCGCCCCACCCUUUGCACCAACAAGUGCUUAUGAAUCGGGAGCCGAUAGUGACUAAAAAGCUCGACCAACACUUAGUAUGGGGAGGAGGCAGGGUGUUUCUGAAGCCUGUCAGCAAGUUUUUGUUUACGAGGGAGUUUUGGACAAGGGAGUUGACAUCACGAAAGAAGGAUGACGCGGGAGUAUGCAAACGAUGCGAAAGCCGGCAAGCAGCGCUUGGGUUUUUGUUCAGUUAUGUUGGUCUGGUGCAAAGGGAGACCGACUUUGAUCUCGCCACCGUCAAGGGCCUCCUCCCGCGCGAAGUAACCUGGGGUCAAUGGCGUCUCUUCGUGGACGAGCUGCUCGCCUCGCCAGACGCGAUAUACAAGAACAUCGCCGUUCGGUUCAUCUACGGCGAAUUAUGA